AGGUCAAAUAAUCCAACACUACAAAUAAGAUCUUGUAAUGGUAAUUCUCGUUCAACAAAUUUAAAUGAGAUAUUAUGAAUAGUCAGGCAUCAGCGAUAGAAUAGCGUGUUUCGCCUGAAACUAAUUCAUUAUUUUGUUAAUAUAAAAAAAGAGGGGGGAAAAAAAUCAAACUUUCCAUAGAUGUCAGGCUACAACUUCCACGCAAAAUAUGACAAAGGGCGGGUCACGUGCGCCGCGUGCAUCAUUUAAUAAGUUUUUGGGGGAGUCGGAUGCUCUUGUUGACGUUAAGGGCGAAUCGGCCUCGCGAUAAGCACUUUGCACACGGAGCAUGACGUUUCACAAACAGCCACUCGAAGACGCCGAGCCAGUCCUGGAGCCAGGACGCGCCGCCGAGGGGUGAGGAGGCACCAUGGAGGAGCUGCACAGCCUGGACCCCCGGAGACAAGAGCUACUGGAGGCACGAUUCAUAGGCGGUGUCAGCGGCAGCACAGGGGGAAGCACUGGCAGCACAAGUGGGGGAACCAAAGGUUUGACCAAUAAUGAAUGUUCAAAUCAAAGUUUUGGAAGUCUGGGAUCUUCAAGCGACAAGGAAUCAGAGGGGUCAGAAGUGAAAAGAGGCAGUUCUCCUGCUUAUUCGACGCCGGAGAAGAAACAGUCUGAAACAACCAGAGGGAGAAAAAGGAAACCUGAGACUCAAUCAGAGAGCAGCCAAGGAAAAUCCAUUGUACGGGGACCCAAAAUUAGUGAUUACUUUGAUUUCCAGGGAGGAAAUGGCUCCAGUCCUGUAAGAGGUCUACAACCAGUGAUUCGUUCACCCCAAAACUCACAUUCCCACUCCACUCAGGGCACUGCUGUUAGACAAAAUAGUUCAUCUCCUACUUGUCUGUCUUUUGGGGACCACAUGAUGCAUCCAAAGCAACUAGCAGUCAAAUUAGUUCAGACUGACCUUACAGUGUUGAAAUUGGCUGCCCUUGAAAGUACCAAGAAUCUGGACCUUGAGAAGAAGGAGGGGAGAAUAGAUGAUUUGCUAAGGACAAACUGUGACCUCAGGAGACAGACAGACGAACAACAAAAAUUACUUGAAAAGUACAAGGAACGCUUGAAUAAAUGCAUUACCAUGAGCAAGAAGUUGCUUAUAGAAAAGAGCACUCAAGAGAAGCAAGCCUGUCGGGAGAAAAGUAUGCAGGAUAGAUUACGUUUAGGCCAUUUCACCACAGUGAGACACGGAGCCUCGUUCACAGAGCAGUGGACGGAUGGCUACGCCUUUCAAAACCUUGUGAAGCAGCAAGAAUGGAUAAACCAACAGAGAGAGGAUAUUGAAAGGCAGAGGAAACUCCUAGCCAAGCGGAAACCUCCAUCCUCCAGCAACUCCCAAACACCAACCACAAACUCGGAGCCAAAGCAACGCAAAACCAAGGCGGUGAAUGGAGCAGAAAGUGAUCCCUUUCUAAAACCCAGCCUACCUCAGCUGCUGACACUAGCAGAGUACCAUGAACAGGAAGAGAUCUUCAAACUGCGACUUGGGCAUCUCAAGAAGGAAGAAGCUGAGAUCCAGGCAGAGCUGGAGCGUCUGGAGAGAGUACGCAACCUUCACAUUCGGGAGCUGAAGAGAAUAAAUAAUGAAGACAGCUCACAAUUUAAGGAUCACCCAACGUUGAAUGAACGAUAUCUGCUCCUGCAUCUCCUGGGGAGAGGGGGCUUUAGUGAAGUUUACAAGGCUUUUGAUUUGAUUGAGCAACGGUAUGCCGCUGUGAAAAUCCACCAACUUAACAAGAACUGGAGAGACGAAAAAAAGGAGAACUAUCACAAGCACGCAUGCCGAGAGUACAGAAUACACAAGGAGCUGGACCAUCCCAGAAUCGUGAAACUUUACGACUAUUUCUCACUGGACACAGACACGUUUUGCACCGUUAUGGAGUACUGCGAAGGCAACGACUUGGACUUUUACUUAAAGCAGCAUAAGCUAAUGUCUGAGAAGGAGGCUCGGUCCAUAGUUAUGCAGAUUGUGAAUGCACUAAAAUACCUGAAUGACAUCAAACCACCUAUCAUCCAUUAUGACCUUAAACCAGGUAAUAUCUUGUUAGUGGAUGGCACAGCCUGUGGGGAAAUCAAAAUCACCGACUUUGGUUUGUCCAAAAUCAUGGAUGACGACAACUAUGGCGUAGACGGUAUGGACCUGACAUCACAGGGUGCUGGCACCUAUUGGUACCUGCCUCCUGAAUGUUUUGUGGUUGGCAAAGAGCCUCCAAAGAUCUCAAAUAAGGUGGACGUUUGGUCUGUGGGUGUUAUUUUUUUCCAGUGUCUGUACGGGAGGAAGCCUUUUGGACACAAUCAGUCACAACAGGACAUCCUGCAGGAGAACACUAUACUCAAAGCUACCGAUGUUCAGUUUCCUGUCAAGCCUGUUUCCAGUAAUGAAGCAAAGGCCUUUAUAAGGCGGUGUCUGGCAUACAGGAAGGAAGACCGUAUCGACGUUCACCAGCUGGGAAGUGACCCCUACCUGCUCCCUCAUAUGCGAAGAUCAAGCUCCUCUGGAAAUCUGCAGAUGAGCGCUGCUGGCCCAGGUCCAGCGUCCUCCAGUAUAUUCUCGUAUUGACGGCCUUGAACUGUGACACGAAAUAAGCAAACUGACCAAGUUGCUCCUCAGAGGCUUGGGCUGGUAGGAGAUCCAACCAGCAACAAGAGGAGCAGGACACAGGUGGAAAGAACCUCCUCUGACCUGUGCCAGGUUGCCUCUUGUGUUAAUCAGGACUUGAUCAAUGGAAGGACAGUGAACAUUUUAAAGGACAGUGGGUAAAAAGGAAAUUGUGAAGGCCUGAAAUAAGCACUGAAAAUGACAACCUAUCUUGAAGAAAAUGUGACUGAACUCUGUUCAGACAUCGCAGAUAGCCUUAAAGGGCCAAAGGGAGGUGUGGCAGCCAGUCAUUUAGAAUAAAUAACAUGGUCCUGCCAUUGUGCAAAAUGAUUCAGCUGCUAGAAGUUAAAUUACUGUGACAGUCAUCAUAGAACUGCAAAUAUUUCACUUUUGAUUUCGCUGAAAUAUUUUGAUUUCUCAAAUGUUAGGCUUUAAUUUGUGUUACUUAGUCAAGAGAAUGUACUGUGUAGCAAACACGUGGCAUCUAGUGAUGUAGGUUGGGGCAGCGUACUUACAUUUAAUGCACAAAAUAACCAAAUGUAGAAAAAUUACAAUGUGUAAAAUCCUAUGCAGGAACAUGAAGUAACAGUUAAAUUGGAAAAUGUAAAGGUGAAUUCUCAAGUGAGCUGAAGCAGUAAUAUGUACAAAGAUUUACAAUGUCCCGGUGUAGAAUUGGUUUCCUGGAGUGGAUUCCUUUUGCUGCUUUGUUGCUCUUACUUUUUCAAGGGCUGUAUGUUCCACUUUGGGUACAAAUUGUACAGUCCUGACAGGAGUGAAUAAAAAAUACCAGGAAAAAUGUUA
Messenger RNA from Betta splendens (Siamese fighting fish), 3436 nucleotides. RefSeq names its product tousled-like kinase 1a (gene tlk1a). The transcript has 22 exons. Gene Ontology annotation, molecular function: protein serine/threonine kinase activity; ATP binding. Gene Ontology annotation, biological process: chromosome segregation; peptidyl-serine phosphorylation; intracellular signal transduction. The coding region runs from base 410 to 2596 and encodes 728 amino acids. The record is from RefSeq and is a predicted model, not a curated record. Gene Ontology annotation, cellular component: nucleus. NCBI's taxonomy places the organism in Eukaryota, Metazoa, Chordata, Actinopteri, Anabantiformes, Osphronemidae.